This is a messenger RNA of Mycena indigotica, 879 nucleotides long. Its product is annotated as Myb-like domain-containing protein. The transcript is spliced from 3 exons. NCBI's taxonomy places the organism in Eukaryota, Fungi, Basidiomycota, Agaricomycetes, Agaricales, Mycenaceae. The record is from RefSeq and is a predicted model, not a curated record. The coding region runs from base 1 to 879 and encodes 292 amino acids.
AUGGAACUGCGCUCAGCUACUCGGAAAAAACGACCGACUGCCAUCUCGAGCCCUCGACGUCGCACGAAACCCCGGAAAGUAACGACUACUGGUCCAAAAAAAGCACGCGCUCGGUCACAAGCAGCCCCAACCGCUACCGUGACGCCAACACCCACCCCCACUCCAGAGCCGACACCCACCCCAGAUCCGACCCCCCCGCGGUACAGCCCCGACUGGGACCUUGACGACACCGAGUUCCAGCCCGAGCGGGAGCAAUCACACUCCCCAACACCUGCCUUGCUGUCCGAGGAGGAGCCAUCGAGUGAUGACGAGGCCCCGAAUGCAGGCUCUCCGAGCUCUGAUUCGCGUCAGGCUCGCAACGCCCGUGGAGCCGCGUGGCUCCCGUACCAGGACCGACUGCUGGUGGAGCAGGUCGAGGUGCUGAGGCCAUUCGAUGCUGGUCGCGGCGCUGCACUGAUGGCAGCUUGGGAUUCGCUCUCUGUUCAGCUGGCCAGCGCAAGUCGAAUCAAAGGGAAGGAGAUUUCGAAGUCGGGGAACGCGUGCAAGGCCCGAUUCCUCAAAUUAUUGAAGGCACACAGGGCAGACGAGACGCGCUCGCUGCAGAAGACCGGGACGAAUGAGGAGGUCGACGAGCAUGUACAGCGCUUAACCUCGAUCAACGAGCUCUAUCACGAGCAAGAGCUGCGCAAAACGGACAAGUCGACGGCAGCGCAGAAGAAAGCAAAGGUCGAACAGGAUGCGGCGCUGGAAAUCCGAGACGCGGCCAUGCGAGGUCUUGUUCGUCGUGAAAAUCUCACUGACGUGGCUCAGUUGGACAGCGCCUCCGUCCGCGAGAAGCAGGGCCAGCGCCGACGAAAGUGCUGUCAGGGGAAACCCUGA